AUACCAGAAGAAAAUGAAUUGUCACACCAGAACAUCAAGGAUCGAUAUUAUGGUACUAAUGAUCCGGUAGCCAAAAAAAUAUUAAACCGCGUAAAAGGAGGUGGGAAUUCUAACAUCACUCCACCAGAAGACAAGUCUAUCACUUCACUGUUUAUUACCGGCGUCGAAGAAGAUAUUACAGAAACAGAUCUUAGAGGUCACUUUUACGCGUUCGGAGAAAUCAAAUCAGUCGUUGUUGUUCACAAAUCUAAAUGCGCUUUCGUGAAUUAUGCAACUAGAGCAUCAGCCGAGCAAGCGAUAGAUAAAUCUCAUAAUAACCUAAUUAUUAAAGGACACACAUUGAAAGUAGCAUGGGGAAGGCCGAGACCUACAGGACCAAAGACGGAGGUACAAGCGGUAACAGCGCCGCAAGGUCUCAUACUUCCAGCACUUGAAUCUAUGGAAAUUCCUGCACCGCCUGGUGAAACUCCUGAUGGUUUCCUGUAUCCAAGUCAAG
Molecule: messenger RNA, 496 nt
Organism: Racocetra persica
Lineage: Eukaryota; Fungi; Glomeromycota; Glomeromycetes; Diversisporales; Gigasporaceae
Source: the annotation of a GenBank genome assembly